This is a messenger RNA of Clonostachys rhizophaga, 1479 nucleotides long. Lineage: Eukaryota; Fungi; Ascomycota; Sordariomycetes; Hypocreales; Bionectriaceae. The record is from the annotation of a GenBank genome assembly.
AUGUCCUGGGCACAGGGUACGCAUGAUUCAUGGCCUCAGGAGCCUAUUUUCUCUCAAAAGUAUCCCAAGAAUGUCGAGUUUAUCGACAAUCUUAAGCUUGACAAGAAGCUUCAACCGAAAGAAUACCAUAUAGAAGGGACCCAUCAACAAUCCAGGAUACUGUUUACCGAUGUGAGGAUUCUUGACUCUACCGGGCGCGAACCGUUUGCAGGAGACGUUUUAAUCGAAGGAGAGAAAAUCGUCGCCGUUGGCGAAGUAGCAAACAAAGAUGACCUGGAGAGAGAUCCGUCAGUUCGCGUUUUCCACGGCCGGGGGAGAACCCUCAUGUCCGGCCUUGGAGAUGGACAUACCCAUUUCACAUGGAACGGAGGCGAUCUCAACCGGCUGGGUGAACUUGAUGUUGAGGAGCACGUACUCUUGACAAUUAAGAGUGCCCAAUGCUUCCUCGAUUCGGGAUAUACCAUGUGCUUUGGGGCAGCUGCAGCCAAAGAUCGUCUUGAUGUGGUGGCUCGAGACGCCAUCAACGCUGGCGAUAUUCCUGGUCCGAGAUAUUUAGCUAAUGCUCGAGAGAUUGCGAAGCCAGAGGGGGAGCUAGUAGCAGGAAUUACUCGAUUUGCCGAAGGCCCGGAUGAGAUGCGCGAAGUGAUCAAACACAAUGUUCUAAAUAUCGGCGUGGACAACGUCAAAAUAAGUAUUUCAGGGGAGGAAAUAACAGAGAUUCGCUCGGCACAGGACUGCUAUUUUUCAGACGAAGAUAUGAUUGCUUGUGUGGAUGAGGCUCACAAGUACGGUAAGAGAGUCUGUGCACAUGCAAGAGCGCGAGACUCGGUUAAGAUGUGCGUGAAGCAUGGGGUGGAUGUUAUUUACCAUGGCUCCUAUAUCGAUGACGAAGGCAUGGACAUGCUUGAACGAGAGAAACACAAGUACAUUGUCGUACCAGCUAUCAAUUGGCUUUAUGCCACGACUUAUGAGGCUGAGGCUUUUGGCUACACCUACGAUACAGCUGAGAAGGCUGGAUAUAAACGAGAACUCGAUGUUGCUGUUGCAGGAUUGCGGGAGAUGCAUCGACGUGGUAUUGUUGUGUUGCCUGGAGGGGAUUACGGUUUUGCGUGGACGCCUCACGGGACAUAUGCGCGCGAUCUUGAACACUUUGUGAAGUUGCUUGGCUUUUCACCUCACGAGAGCAUCAUCGCCGCCACUGCCGGUGUUGCUGCCCUCUUGAUGCGAGGCCAUGAGCUCGGCAAGAUUCGACCGGGCUACUACGCAGAUUGUAUUCUCGUCGAUGGGGAUCCUCUAAAAGACAUCUCAAUAUUGCAGGAUCACGACCGAUUGAAUGUCAUCCUAAUGAAUGGGCGAGUACAUAAGGCUGGGCGCAAGGAAUAUAUAAGUGAUAUGUCUGGGUCUCUGUCGACGGGGAUUCCGAAACAUCUCACGGAAGAAUUUCCAGAGAAGAAGCCCGCUAUGCAAAAAUCUUAUUAA